Vespa crabro (European hornet) is the source of this 4280-nucleotide messenger RNA. RefSeq names its product rhophilin-2 (gene Rhp). The record is from RefSeq and is a predicted model, not a curated record. Gene Ontology annotation, molecular function: protein binding. The transcript is spliced from 15 exons. NCBI's taxonomy places the organism in Eukaryota, Metazoa, Arthropoda, Insecta, Hymenoptera, Vespidae. Gene Ontology annotation, biological process: negative regulation of stress fiber assembly; signal transduction. The coding region runs from base 1355 to 3319 and encodes 654 amino acids.
CGGGAAUUGAGCGGCAAGUAUACUCACCGCGUAUACUUCAUAGUAGUAGUCGCUCGUCGGAAAGCCGCGAACGUUGUGCUCGGCUCCGGUGCCACUUGUAGUUCGAUGCCGGAGAGCGUUCCGAGUUGACCGCGUGCGCGCGCGCACAAGCACAGCAGACGUUUUCUUACCUGCCAGUCUCGGACUCUCCUUUGCCUCUUUUAUAUCGUUUGUAUCGUUCGUCUGUACUUCUUCUUCUUCUUCUUCUUUCGUUUUCUUUUGUCUUCUUUUUCUUUCGUCUUCUUCCUCUUCUUCUUUUUCUUCUUCUUUUUUCCUCUUAUAUGAUUUUUCAUUAUUAUAUAUUCCUUAUACUUAAUUUUUUCAUCCACGUUCGAUCUACCUCCUCGUGUAUGUGCUUUUCCUUGUCUACCGUCGCUACCUUUAGUGUGAUUUUCGUGAGGAAGGAUAGAAUGCGAAGGAUACCAUGAACGUACCCAUCGUGUCAGGCGACAUCGUGGACGAUGAAGAAGAUUACAAGCCACGUUUCGUCAGGGUGAGGCCCAACUCCCACUACCUCGCCGGGCCCCGACUAUUUCUUCUUUUUCCACCUCCUUCUCCUCGUCCUUCUCGUCCGCGUCUUCCACCUCCUCUUCCUCCUCCUCCUCCUCUUCCUACUCCUCCUCCAUCUCGUCCUCCUCCUUCUCUUCCUUUUUCUCCCAGACGGCGAAGCACAACGAAGAAGCCGAAGAACUCGCGUCCUCGCGAGUCUCAGAAGUCAACGGCGAACCGUGAAAUCCACGUCCGCUCCGCUCGCGUAUAUAUUCUUUCAUUUUUCUCUUUCUCACUAUUUCCUUUUGUAAUGUGUCUCUUAAUCCAUUUCUUUCCUUCUCCCUCUCUAUCUUUUUCUCUCUCUUUAUUAUUUAUAUAUCGGAGUGAAACGAGAAAGAACGUUAUUUAGUUACGACAUUUAGAUAUUACUUUCGUUUUCGAGAAAAACGUGCGAGGAUCUUCGUCGAUCGAUGGUGAGUUCAAGGCCCAAGGAUAUCAUCCAAAAAGGUGGAAAACCGAUACUGUGUAUACAAGGAACAACUUCUUCACGCAUCGCUUACGACCCUUUUUCUUCAACGAAAAGACUUUAACUUUGUGAGUGCGCGUGAAUUGACCGGAGUGUUAACGUUCGUGGUGCAUCCGUAGAGACGCGAGGUUACCACCCUUCACCCCUCUCUACCUUCUUCCUCUCACCCCCACCCCCUCCCCCAAACCUACCAUCACCAUCACCCAUCACCAUCACCAUCACCCAUCCCUAAUACAAGUACAACCAGUCACGGAUCGAGGAUCAUACCGCGAAUAUCGUGAAGCUUAAUAGGAGCGAGCCAUGCUGAUACUUCCGGACAUAAAGUUACAGGGGUCUGAUCCGAGGGUCGCGACUUGUAGAGGAAAGUUGCAGAAUAAACGUAGCAAAUUGAAUCAGGAGAUAAACAAGGAGCUUCGAUUGCGCGCAGGCGCAGAAAAUCUUUUCAGAGCUACGACGAACAGAAAACUCAAGGAGACCGUAGCUUUGGAAUUGAGCUUCGUCAAUUCGAACUUGCAGCUGUUGAAAGAACAGUUGGCGGAACUGAAUAGCUCGGUGGAACUCUAUCAGAAUGUGGACGGAGAGGAUCCUGUAAUGCCAAUGAUACCUUUGGGUUUAAAGGAAACCAAGGAUAUAGAUUUUCGUGAUCCAUUCAAAGAUUUUAUCCUAGAGCACUAUAGCGAGGAUGGGGAGAAUUAUGAAGAAGCUAUUGCCGAACUUAUGGAGACAAGACAGGCAACGAGAACACCGACAAGAGACGCAGCAGGUAUAGCCCUGCUUUUGCGUUACUAUAAUCAGCUUUAUUUCAUCGAAAGACGCUUUUUUCCACCUGACAGAAGUCUUGGAAUACAUUUUGAGUGGUUCGAUUCUUUGACUGGCGUACCAAGUCGUCAACGCACUGUCGCAUUUGAAAAGGCAUCGAUUUUGUUCAAUGCUGGUGCACUUUACACACAGUUGGCCGCUAAACAAGACAGACACUCUACUCGUGGCUUAGAUCAAGCAGUCGAUGCUUUUCUUAGAGCCGCUGGAACAUUUCGAUAUAUUCAUGAAAAUUUUACCAAUGCACCGAGCAUGGAUCUUGGACCUGAUAUGCUUGAAAUGCUCGUCCAAUUAAUGCUGGCACAAGCGAGGGAAUGUCUGUUCGAAAAGUUGGAACUACAAUCGAGAGAAGGAAGAACUAUCGACAUUUCCUUGGAUUUAGCUCAAGAAGCUGCACAAGUUGCCGCUGUUUAUAACGACGUUCACGCCCUGAUAUCUCGGGAACCAGUUCGUGAUUAUGUCCCAGAAACUUGGAUCUCUUUGAUAUUGGUUAAACGCGAACAUCAUUUAGCACUCGCUCACAAACAUUUAGCUGCUGGUUUGCUUGAUAGACCGAUCGCUGAAUUUCGAGUAGAAACGAAACUAACAUUGGAACAUAUUCAAAAGAGCGAUGGGAAAACGCAAUUGGAAGUGACCGUGCCUAGAGAUGAUAACGAAAGAAAACUUUUAGGAAAAGCACAUUUAAGGGAAGCUCUGGUUUUGCACGAGGAAAGCCAACGGCUACAAAGAAUGUGCAGAGAAUUGAAAGGCAAACAGGCGCUGGCGAAGGUCUUGAAAAAAGGACACGAAGCCACGCUCGAUAUGUAUAAUAAAAUUGGCGACGAAGAUGAUUUUCGGGAAUUAUUAGAUCCCCCGGAUAUCAUCGCGUCUACUAAAUUUCAAUUGAGCAUCACACAUCCGGAUUUUGGCCAACACGGAGUUGAAGAUCUAUUUAGAUCAUUGGGACCAGUAGCUAUAUUUUCUGCAAAAAGGCAUUGGACCGCACCGAGAAAUGUUCAACUUCAAAGAGGACCAGACGGUGAAGGUUUCGGAUUUAGCGUGCGCGGUGAUUCGCCAGUAAUUAUAGCUGCCGUUGAUCACAAUUCUUUAGCUGAAAUGGCUGGUAUGAAGGAAAGUGACUUUAUAGUCGGUAUCGGUGACAAGGAUGUGAAAUGGGCUUCUCAUGAACAAGCCGUAAGAUUGAUAAAACAAUGUGGUGACUUCAUUAAUCUAAAAUUGGUCACACCUAUGGAUAGAAAUUACAUGAAGAAACCCGGAAAGCCAAGUCAGCAUGACAAAGGUAGCGUUUCAGCUAGUAGUUCAUCGGGAGUGUCUUCUGGUCAACCAAGUCCAGCUGGUUCGGUUACAACCGCUCACGUUACAAGGAGAUUACCAUGGAAUCCUUUCAAGAAGACGGUUAAUCAACGAGACAGCAGGGAUCUUACAUUUGACAAUGUCAUCUUGAGAUGAUCGUUGAGAAAUCAAAAAUUACCUUUAAGGGCACGUAGAGCCAACCAGCUUUUAGUUGCGUGCCUCGCAUCCGGUAGUAAGAUGGUACGUACCAUCGUGUGUAUUUAUGUAUGACGCAAAGAGAAUAAAUAAUCGGGUAUACGUAGAUUAGAUCGAAUCGUGUCUUUAUAAAAAUGUAUAUAUUUAUAUAUAUGUAUAUGUAUAUAUAUAUACAUGUACACUUGUGUGUGUGUGUGUAUGUAGAUAUACAUAUGCAAUACAUUUGUAUAAUCCGGUCUUCACAUCACGAACAUUUGCAAAUGUGUUUUCAAUAUAAAAACUCGAUGGAUUUGUAGAUAUUAUAAUUAUCGUUUAGAAUAAAAUAUAAGGGCUUACGCGUUAAGAAAAUGUAAACGUUAUACGAUCAUUGUCGUCGAAUUGUAAAAUGUGUGCAGUUUAUUAUCGAUCGUAUAAAUAUCGUUUCAAAUGUGUAACAAUAAAUAAGUAUAUAUAGAUUCGUAAUUAUAAUCUCAUGUAUAGUUAUGUGUUAUAUAUACAUAUAUAUAUAUACACUAUGCCAAUGUUUGUCAUUUUACGCGAUCGUAGAUUUAAUAUAUACCUAUACAUUACGUUUGCAUUCGUUUAUUGAUUACAAUUAAUUAAUUCUUUCAAAACAGUAUCAGCGAUAAUGUAAAUAGAGAAAGAGAGUGAGAGAGAGAGAGAGAGAGAGAGAGAGAAAGAGUAAAAAAGAGAGAGAAUGAGAGAGUGAUGUCACGACUCAACAUAUUUCCAUAAAUAUUCUAUAUAUUGGAAGUUUCCAUUGUUCUAAUAGAGAUACUUGUUAUGAGCAUCAAAAUCGUAUCAUAAAUAUAAUAUUUGAAUAAUCAUUGGCUCACAGAAUCUCUUUUUUGUAAAUUUUCUAUCUGUGCUUACGUAAAAUACUCUGUAAAAUAUAAAUCGAAUAAAAAAUAUCUUCGAUUAA